AUGGUGUUUCAGGAUUUGACGAGGCUCGACUAUAUUGCCCUCAUUGGUCCCUUGGUUCCGUAUCUGUGGAUUAUCAUUACUCCCAUCGCAUCGUUCAUCCUUGGUUGCUACCUCUUGGUGUCACUUAACGUCUUGGGCCAACAUUGGACCGAGGCGUUCAGCUCCCUCAAGAUCCGAGACUACAAGAACUUUGUACGGAUGCAUAUCUCACCCAUCACGGGAGACCUGCAGUGCUUUGUAAUCGGAGUCGAUCACGUCCCCACUCACUGGGAAAUGGACCCUUAUUGGGAUAGGACUUUAAUGCCGAAAAGCGCACGGGUACCUUCCUGGAAGUGGGUUACUCCUAGCAAGUACCGACCCAGAGUCAAGAAAAAUCCAAAUGGGAAGGCUUUGAAGGGAGGAAGUCAGGCAAAGGUUGUCGACUUCUUUAUGGUGAAAGCUUCGAAGAAGCGUCGACCUGACAUUGGUGAAGCGGUACCGUUGGGUGAUGACUAUUACACAGAGGAGAAGUCGGAAGGAACUUUCAUGCAGACAAUAGACAUUGUUGCGUAG
Messenger RNA from Perkinsus marinus ATCC 50983, 552 nucleotides. RefSeq lists its product as hypothetical. Bases 1 to 552 code for a protein of 183 amino acids. The transcript has 4 exons. Lineage: Eukaryota; Perkinsozoa; Perkinsida; Perkinsidae. The record is from RefSeq and is a predicted model, not a curated record.